This is a messenger RNA of Microtus ochrogaster (prairie vole), 2717 nucleotides long. RefSeq names its product acyl-coenzyme A thioesterase 1. Gene Ontology annotation, biological process: fatty acid metabolic process; acyl-CoA metabolic process. NCBI's taxonomy places the organism in Eukaryota, Metazoa, Chordata, Mammalia, Rodentia, Cricetidae. The record is from RefSeq and is a predicted model, not a curated record. Gene Ontology annotation, molecular function: fatty acyl-CoA hydrolase activity.
CCCAAGAAACUGAGGGCUGAAGUGAAGAAGCAAAAUGGUGGCCUCGCUUCUCGCUGUCCUGCGAACAAGCAGGUUGUGUCAAUGGGGCUGCAAGAGCAGGGCACAGCUGUUAGGGCCCCUGCCGUUUGGUCCUGGUGGCUGGAGCACUUGGGCCCCUGAGCGGACAAACGCGACGCUGAGCCUGGAGCCCGCGGGCCGCAGCUGCUGGGACGAGCCGCUGAGCAUCUCCGUGCGCGGCCUGGCCCCCGAACAGCCCGUCACGCUGCGCGCCGCCCUGCGCGACGAGAAAGGCGCGCUCUUCCGCGCCCACGCGCGCUACCGCGCCGACCCCCACGGCGAGCUGGACCUGGCGCGCGCACCCGCGCUGGGCGGCAGCUUCGCGGGGCUCGAGCCCAUGGGGCUGCUCUGGGCCAUGGAGCCCGAUCGGCCGCUCUGGCGCCUGAUCAAGCGCGACGUGCAGACGCCCUUCGUGGUGGAGCUGGAGGUGCUGGACGGCCACGAGCCCAACGGCGGGGGGCUGCUGGCGCGGGCGGUGCACGAGCGUCACUUCAUGGCUCCCGGGGUGCGGCGCGUACCCGUGCGCGAGGGCCGUGUGCGCGCCACGCUCUUCCUGCCUCCAGAACCUGGGCCCUAUCCUGGGAUCGUGGACCUUUUCGGAGUUGGAGGUGGCCUUCUGGAGUAUCGAGCAAGUCUGCUGGCUGGGAAGGGCUUUGCUGUCCUGGCUCUGGCUUAUUAUAAGUACGAUGACCUCCCCAAGAGCUUGGAAACCAUGCGUAUAGAGUACUUUGAAGAAGCCGUGAACUACCUGCGCAGUCACCCUGAGGUAAAAGGUCCAGGAAUUGGGAUUCUUGGGAUUUCCAAAGGGGGUGAACUUGGCCUUGCUAUGGCCUCCUUCCUGAAGGGCAUCAAGGCUGCUGUCUUCAUCAAUGGCUCUGUGGCCGCUGUUGGGAACACCAUAUACUACAAAGAUGAGACUAUCCCUCCUGUGUCUCUUCUGAGAGAUCGAGUCAAAGUAACCAAAGAUGGCUUCUUGGAUGUUGUGGAAGGACUUCAAAGCCCUUUGGUAGAGACGAAGAGCUUCAUCCCUGUGGAAAGGUCUGACACCACCUUCCUGUUCCUUGUGGGUCAGGAUGACCACAACUGGAAGAGUGAGUUCUAUGCCAAUGAGAUCUCCAAACGCUUACAGGCCCAUGGGAAGGAGAAGCCCCAGAUCAUCUUAUACCCAGAAGCAGGGCACUAUAUUGAGCCCCCUUACUUCCCCCUGUGCAAGGCUGGCAUGCACGUCCUGGUGGGUACUAAUAUCACCUUUGGGGGGGAGCCUAAGCCUCAUGCCAUGGCCCAGGUGGAUGCGUGGCAGCAACUCCAGACUUUCUUCCACAAACACCUGUAAGUAAGAAUUAGGGCAUGACUCCUCAAAUAUUACCCAUUAUCUUAUGGUUUUGGAGAAAGUCUUAAAUAUACUAUCAGAGUAUCCAUUCUAGCUAGUUCAUCUGGACACAUUCUAAUUCCUUAAAGUUUUUUCUUUCUUUCCUUUUUUGCUGUUUUUGGAGACUUGGUUUGUCUGUGUAGUCCUAGCUGACCUGGAACUUGAUUUAUAGAUCAGGCUGGCCUUGAACUUCCGUAGAUCCACCUGUUUCUGCCUCCUGAGUGCUGGAACUAAAGACUUGAACCAUUAUGCCCAGCAUAAGUUUUUUCUUUAUGUAAUACAGUAAGUGCCUCUGAAGGACUGCAGAUAUGGCAGAGUGGGGAUGCGCUCAUCUUUCUGGGAGAGUGAACAGUGUCCUGAGUUCUUGCCUCUGUGCCAUAAGACGACAAAGAAAUUCAAAUUUUCUUAUAAAAGUCAUGCCUGUUGAGCUGGGGAGAUGGUUAGUGGGCAAGGGUGCUUGCUGCUAAGCUGACAACCCAGGACCCACAUGGGAGGUGAAAACCAACAAUUUAUCUACACACACACACACACACACACACACACACACACUCACACUCACACACACACAUACACACACACACACACACACGUGCGCACACACUUGCGCAUGACCAUAAAUAAAAGCUACAAAUAGUGCCUAUCCAAAAAAGUUCUUUUAUAUUAUAAAUUAAAAGGGAACCUUAAGUAUUAAAAUUCUUAUUAAAAUAAAAAUUAGAUUUUUAUAGACAAAACUAUGGUGUCCUUCCAUUCUUGGGCCAAGGUUACUAUUAUUAUCUUCAUUCAAGAAGUGGUUUUUGGGAUGACUUGGGGGAUUCUCUUCUGAUGCUCAAUUCACAUAUAGGCAACAGUGAAAAGGUUUUUGUACACACACAUCCAACAAGAACAUCAAUUUUACAAGACAAACAAUGGGAAAAGAAUCCCCUUCAUACGAGGAGCUCUGUGCCAUGACAACACUUGGGGAUGAUGAGCAUUCAGUUCAGGAAGCCAAAGAGCAGCUGGGGAAGGAAAUGGAGAGUCUAGGAUCCAUGUUGUAUCAGCCUUCAGACUGUCUGAGGCAGGGAGGAGAAUGUGUGUGAGCAAGCGCUCUCGUCCCCACACAUUUAGUAAUCCAUCAGUCACUAUUGGUCAUCCAAGCACACUCUUUGUCAUAUGAGCACAUAAGGGUUUCUCUACCCAUGCUAGGUUCAUGAUUGAGCCCUUAUAACCCAAGAUAGGCAGUUAAGAGAAAGUCAUAAAAACCUGUUCAGCUUUAUUAUUAUUAUUGGUUUUUCGAGACAGGGUUUCUCUGUGG